This is a messenger RNA of Talpa occidentalis (Iberian mole), 3821 nucleotides long. RefSeq names its product EPH receptor A2 (gene EPHA2). Gene Ontology annotation, biological process: protein phosphorylation; axon guidance; cell surface receptor protein tyrosine kinase signaling pathway. Gene Ontology annotation, molecular function: protein binding; transmembrane-ephrin receptor activity; ATP binding. The record is from RefSeq and is a predicted model, not a curated record. Gene Ontology annotation, cellular component: plasma membrane; neuron projection. The transcript has 17 exons. Lineage: Eukaryota; Metazoa; Chordata; Mammalia; Eulipotyphla; Talpidae. The coding region runs from base 1 to 2925 and encodes 974 amino acids.
AUGGAGCGGGGGGCGCCGGGCGCCUGCCUCGCGCUGCUGUGGGGCUGGGUGCUGGCCGCGGCGGCCGCGCAGGGCAAGGAAGUUGUGCUGUUGGACUUUGCUGCUGCUAAAGGGGAACUCGGCUGGCUCACGAGCCCGUAUGGCAAAGGGUGGGACCUGAUGCAAAACAUCAUGGACGACAUGCCCAUCUACAUGUACUCUGUGUGCAACGUGGUGGCUGGUGACCAGGACAACUGGCUCCGCACCAAUUGGGUGUACCGUGGCGAGGCCGAGCGCAUCUUCAUUGAGCUCAAGUUCACCGUGCGUGACUGCAACAGCUUCCCCGGCGGCGCCAGCUCCUGCAAGGAGACCUUCAACCUCUACUAUGCCGAGUCCGACGUGGACUAUGGCACCAACUUCCAGAAGCGCCAUUUCACCAAGAUCGACACCAUCGCGCCGGACGAGAUCACGGUCAGCAGUGACUUCGAGGCGCGCCACGUGAAGCUGAACGUGGAGGAGCGCUCCGUGGGGCCGCUCAGCCGCAAGGGCUUCUACCUGGCCUUCCAGGACAUUGGCGCCUGCGUGGCGCUGCUGUCCGUCCGCGUCUACUACAAGAAGUGCCCCGAGCUGCUGCAGGGUCUGGCCCGCUUCCCCGAGACCAUCGCGGGCUCCGAUGCGCCCUCCUUGGCCACUGUGGCUGGCACCUGCGUGGACCAUGCGGUGGUGCCCCCUGGGGGUGAAGAGCCCCGCAUGCACUGCGCAGUGGACGGCGAGUGGCUGGUGCGCAUUGGUCAGUGUCUGUGCCAGGAAGGCUACGAGAAGGUGGAGGAUGCCUGCCAGGCUUGCUCGCCUGGAUUCUUCAAGUCCGAGGUGUCCGAGAGCCCCUGCUUGGAGUGCCCUGCACACACCCUGCCGUCCUCCGAGGGGGCCACCCACUGCGAGUGCGAGGAAGGCUACUUCCGGGCAGCAUCGGACCCACUGUCCACGCCCUGCACCCGCCCACCCUCUGCCCCGCACUACCUUACGGCCGUGGGCAUGGGCGCCAAAGUGGAGCUGCGCUGGACACCCCCCCAGGACAACGGGGGCCGCGAGGACAUCACUUACAGCGUCAGCUGUGAACAGUGCUGGCCGGAGUCCGGCGAGUGUGGGCCCUGCGAGGCCAGCGUGCGCUACUCGGAGCCGCCGCACGGGCUCACCCGCACCAGCGUGACCGUCAGCGACCUGGAGCCGCACAUGAACUACACCUUUGUCGUGGAGGCCCGCAACGGCGUCUCAGACCUGGUGACCAGCCGCAGCUUCCGCACGGCCAGCGUCAGCAUCAACCAGACAGAGCCCCCUAAGGUGAGGCUGGAUGGCCGCAGCACCAGCUCGCUGAGCGUGUCCUGGAGCAUCCCCCAACCACAGCAGAGCCGUGUCUGGAAGUAUGAAGUCACCUACCGCAAGAAGGGCGACUCCAACAGCUACAAUGUGCGCCGGACCGAGGGCUUCUCCGUGACGCUGGACGACCUGGCUCCGGACACCACUUACCUGGUCCAGGUGCAGGCGCUGACGCAGGAGGGCCAAGGUGCUGGCAGCAAGGUGCAUGAGUUCCAGACGCUGUCCACGGAAGGAUCUAGCAACAUGGCGGUGAUUGGCGGUGUGGCCGUCGGCCUGCUCCUGCUGCUGGCGCUGGCGGGAGUUGGUAUCUUCAUCCAUCGCAGGAGGAGGAGCCUCCGCGCCCGCCAGUCCUCAGAGGAUGUUUACUUCUCCAAGUCAGAACAACUGAAGCCCCUGAAGACUUAUGUGGACCCACACACGUAUGAGGAUCCCAACCAGGCUGUGCUCAAGUUCACCACCGAGAUCCACCCAUCCUGCGUCACGCGGCAGAAAGUGAUCGGAGCAGGAGAGUUUGGGGAGGUGUACAAGGGGACACUGAAGGCGUCGGGGAAGAAGGAGGUACCCGUGGCCAUCAAGACGCUGAAAGCUGGCUACACAGAGAAGCAGCGGGUGGACUUCCUGAGCGAGGCCAGCAUCAUGGGCCAGUUCAGCCACCAUAACAUCAUCCGCCUGGAGGGCGUCGUCUCCAAAUACAAGCCCAUGAUGAUCAUCACCGAGUACAUGGAGAACGGGGCCCUGGACAAGUUCCUUCGGGAGAAUGAUGGCGAGUUCAGCGUCCUGCAGCUGGUGGGCAUGCUGCGGGGCAUCGCGGCUGGCAUGAAGUACCUGGCCAACAUGAACUACGUCCACCGUGACCUGGCCGCCCGCAACAUCCUGGUCAACAGCAACCUGGUCUGCAAGGUGUCUGACUUCGGCCUGUCCCGAGUGCUGGAGGACGACCCCGAGGCCACCUACACCACCAGCGGUGGCAAGAUCCCCAUCCGCUGGACGGCCCCAGAGGCCAUUUCCUACCGCAAGUUCACCUCAGCCAGUGAUGUGUGGAGCUAUGGCAUCGUCAUGUGGGAGGUGAUGACAUAUGGUGAGCGGCCCUACUGGGAGCUGUCGAACCACGAGGUGAUGAAAGCCAUAAACGACGGCUUCCGGCUCCCCACGCCCAUGGACUGCCCCUCGGCCAUCUACCAGCUCAUGAUGCAGUGCUGGCAGCAGGAGCGGGCCCGCCGCCCCAAGUUUGCCGACAUCGUCAGCAUCCUGGACAAGCUCAUCCGGGCUCCCGACUCCCUCAAGACCCUGGCUGACUUUGACCCUCGGGUGUCCAUCCGGCUGCCCAGCACCAGCGGCUCAGAGGGGGUGCCCUUCCGCACGGUGUCCGAGUGGCUCGAGUCCAUCAAGAUGCAGCAGUACACGGAGCACUUCCUGGCCGCCGGCUACACCGCCGUGGAGAAGGUGGUGCAGAUGACCAAUGAAGACAUUAAGAGGAUUGGGGUGCGGCUGCCCGGCCACCAGAAACGCAUCGCCUACAGCCUGCUGGGACUCAAGGACCAGGUGAACACAGUGGGGAUCCCCAUCUGAGCCCCGACAGGGUCUCGCACCUGCCUCGGCCAAGAAUACUUGAAGAAACAAUGGGCCACCCCGCUGGCUCCGCGCUGGGCUGCCAGGGACCUUAUUUAUUUCUAGUUUUCUUAUCGAUGUCACCCUGAGGCCUCUGCUGGGGGCUCUUGACUGACCCCUAGGCCUGAACUGAGAUGCUCAGGGACCCUGGGCUGGGGGGCCCCCUCACCCAUCUUGGACAGACAGCCAAGCACUUAGCAGGCGAAGCCAUGUUCCCAGCACCCCCCAGGGCAGGAGCCCUGCCACAGCCUCUGGACUUACACGGACAUCUCCAAACUGUGCCCCGCUUCACCUUCUUGGGGGAGGAGAGCCUGUGGCCAUGUGAACAGGGUACCUCAAGCCCCCCCACUCACCAUCAGCAGAUACUCAGUCAACUCAGCGGGGGGCUCUUGAACUGACACAAGGCCUGAAUGGAGAUGCUCAGGGACCCCGGGCUGGGGUCCCCACAGUGGUGCCCUCCAGUGCCUUCCUCCAACCCCAGGCCCUAUCCUCAGUCCCGCGGGCCAAACUCUUGCUUCUCCCGGGCCCUCACAGGAUGCUUGGUUGUGUUGAGCUUUUAAAAGUAUAUAUAUUUUGUAUUUUAUGGAGAGAAUGUGUGUGUGGCAGGGGCCCGGCGAGGGCUGGGACAGAAGACGGCCUGUACAGACAUUCCCGGGCUGGGGCCGGUGCUGGCGGGACCCCUGCUGUCCCCAGUCCACCCAGCCCACCCUUUAGAUAAGAUUCUCUUCUCUGUCAGUGUUAAUGACUUUGUUGUUGGGUUAAUUUUUUUUUUUUUGGACCUUAAUUUAUUAUUAUUUUUUUUAUAUUUAUUGUUAGGCAAUGACUUAUUUCUGUUCUGGAAUAAAGUUUCAGAUGGU